This is a messenger RNA of Cucurbita moschata (crookneck pumpkin), 2582 nucleotides long. RefSeq names its product nuclear envelope morphology protein 1-like. Bases 474 to 1979 code for a protein of 501 amino acids. The transcript has 8 exons. Lineage: Eukaryota; Viridiplantae; Streptophyta; Magnoliopsida; Cucurbitales; Cucurbitaceae. The record is from RefSeq and is a predicted model, not a curated record. Gene Ontology annotation, molecular function: phosphoprotein phosphatase activity.
AUUUUCUUCUCGCUCUUUUACUCCUCCGAUUGAUUGUCCUCUCUGCUUCACUUCAAUUUCGUAAUUAUGUUCGGUGAAUUUCCUCUGUUUAUUCUCUGUUUCUCUCUCUCUCUCUGUACUGGUUGAAGGAGUAUGAAUUCAACUUAUCUGGACCUCUCUAGGGCUUGAUUUCACACGGCUUAGUUUCAAGCUCGUUUUUGAGUUCUUUUCCUCUUACCCACUAAGACUCUUCCACGAAUUUGCUUUGGUUGACUUUAAUUGCUGAGAGGUUCACUUCGAGAUUUUUCUGUUUCUUUCCCGCCUUCAUUUCAUUCUUCAAUUUUACCGAUACUGCGUCCCGGAAUCUGCGCGGGUUUACGGUUAUUCGAGCUUGGAAGAUUUUGACUAAUCGAACACGUUUUUACUGCUGGUGUGUUUUCCACUGAUGUUCUUGAAUCAACGUAGUGGUACAUAUCAUCAAAAGUGCAGGACAAAUGCCAUCAAUAAAAAUGAAGGCCAAGUUAAGCUCGAGCUGCUUAAGAGAAAAACAUGGUCUUCGUGUUUGUCAGAAAUCUAGUGUCAUCUCUAAAAAAGCUUGUUUUCUCCCGAGGGAUUCCGAAGAGACAGAUGAAUUUAAUGGCUGUAUUACACAAUAUCUGGAGGUUUCUCUAAACACAGAAUCUAUUAAUAGCAAUAUAAAUGAGGAAGCCAUUGAUCACCAAGAAUUCAUUGACGAAGAAACUUCUGAGUUGAAGAGGCACGGAGAAGCUUUUGAGUUGAAGAGGGAAGAACCUUUUUCAGUCAAUGCUGCAGAUAUGAAUGGAAUGGAUUGUACCUUAACCUACUCUUCCGAAAUAGAGACAAUUUUUUCUCCUAUUAUUGAACACGAUGCAGGGAGAAAACUUGAUCCUGAUAUACCAGGAACGGAAACUGAUGAAGGGAAAAAUAUCAGAAGCUCACAUGACAAUCAGACCUGUGAUGUAUCAGAUUUUUUUAUUUCUGACAUGAUAGUUGCAAACUUACCUUUAAGUGGAAAUGAUGACCUCUGCAACAUCAAUUAUUUUCAUGACUACAAAUAUACUCAGUCAACUAUAUUGUCUGAUGUUGCUGAUCAGUAUAUGAUGCUUCCUUUCCUUGAGGACACUGUGAAAUUCAGCAAUUCAGAUGAUGCUGACUGUUCUGAUGAAUUAACCAUUGGUUUUGGUAAUUCUGGUUUGCACCGAGUAAUUGAUCAAAGAAAUAAUUUCAGCCUUGAAUUCAAUGUUAGCACAGAUUCAGAUCAGACAGAGUGUUUUGAUCCCCAGUUGUUCGUAAAAAAUUUACCAGAACUUUCAGAAGUGAUAUCAAACUUUAAGCCCAGUAUAUUGCCCAAUGAAGAUCGGAAAAGAAAGGCCGUGACCCUUGUACUUGAUUUGGAUGAAACCCUAGUUCACUCUACUUUGGAACCGCAGGAUGAUGCAGACUUCUGCUUUACUGUUUGCUUAAACAUGAAAGAGCACAUUGUAUAUGUUAAGCAGAGGCCAUAUCUUCAAAUAUUUCUGGAUCGUGUUGCAGAGAUGUUUGAAGUUGUUAUCUUUACAGCCAGUCAAAGUAUUUAUGCAGAACAAGUCCUCAACAAACUGGACCCGGAUAAUUGUAUUAUCUCACGUCGACUUUAUCGUGAAUCAUGCAUUUUUUUAGAAGGAUGUUACACCAAGGAUUUGACAGUUUUAGGCAUCGAUCUAGCAAAAGUUGUCAUUGUAGAUAAUUAUCCACAGGUUUUCCGAUUACAAGUGAACAACGGUAUUCCCAUUAAGAGUUGGAUUGACGAUCCCUUGGAUUCUGCUUUAAUUUCAUUGCUUCCAUUUUUGGAGACCCUGGCUGAUGCUGAUGAUGUCCGCCCUAUUAUUGUCCAGAGAUUUGGAAAACGGUGUCCAGCUGAAGGAAUGCUUUUGAUAUAUAUGCUUCUAUUAGUAGAAGGGUUAUUUCUCGGUAUCUUUGGGCUGCAUAGUUUAGCAUAAUGAUAGAUGACGAUUUCUGUCUGUUAUGCUAUAAGAUGUUUUAUGGUUUCCCUGCAGGUCCUUUGGAGGGCCAGUUCUAAAUUUCUCCUACAAGGAAAAUGUUAGGUAAGCUAAUAAUUCUUUCUUUCUCAGAUUAUGUUUCUAAGAUCUAAGAGCCUAUUUGAAAUGACUUUCUAAGUGCUUAAGAAUAUAUUUUUCACGUAAAAACUCUUCUUAGAACACUUAAAAAGUCAUUCUAAAUAGGUCAAUCCAUUGUAAUAAUUGUUAUCAAGGCUCCUUAGGGAUCAGUGUAACAUCCUGUGGUGUAUGUAAGUAGAUAUUCCUGUGAGGUUCUGAUUGCUAUCUCGCCAUGAUUGGUUGCCUCACGCGCAAGCAACAUCCUUGUAUGAUGAGUAAUUAGCAGAACGGCUCGCUCUGUAAUAUUCUGUUCCUCUUAGGACUUACAAACUCUACUACUUCUUGAAUGUGACAGAUUAUGUAAUUUUAUUGCUUUUCUACUUCCUGUUCUGUACAUAAUGCUUCCUCAUGUUUUCUGCUGCUGAAGAACAGUGUUGAUGAAAGAUGUAAUUUGCCACAAACCUUCUCUGAUCACGUGAGUGAGCC